This is a messenger RNA of Mucor mucedo, 1675 nucleotides long. RefSeq names its product pyridoxal phosphate-dependent transferase. The record is from RefSeq and is a predicted model, not a curated record. Gene Ontology annotation, molecular function: L-alanine:2-oxoglutarate transaminase activity; pyridoxal phosphate binding. Lineage: Eukaryota; Fungi; Mucoromycota; Mucoromycetes; Mucorales; Mucoraceae. Gene Ontology annotation, biological process: biosynthetic process. Bases 125 to 1600 code for a protein of 491 amino acids. The transcript has 3 exons.
AAAAAAAAAAAAAAAAAAAAUUAGUAUAAAAUCCCGUUCCUGGACCCAAAGAUCUUCCUUUUGUUUUUUUUUAUCACGCCUCUUUUUUUUUCGGUAUCUUCUCUUCCCCACACACUAUAUAAAAAUGACUGUUGCUGCCAAGGAAAGAAUUUUGAACAUCAACACUAUCAACCCUCUCAUCAAGAACGUAGAGUAUGCUGUGCGUGGUAAGUUGGCUAUCCGUGCUGAGGAGAUCCGUAGUGAUCUUGAAAAGGGACAAGGAAAGUAUGCCUUUGAUAGAGUGGUCAGUUGUAACAUUGGUAACCCUCAACAAUUGAACCAAACUCCCAUCACCUUCUUCCGUCAGGUUGCAUCUUUGUGUGAUAAUCCCGACUUGUUGAAAAAGGAGAACCUCGCUCUUGUUUCACAAUUAUAUCCUAGUGACGCUAUUACUCGUGCCCAGACUCUUUUGAAAUCCAUCGGUAGUGUUGGUGCCUAUUCUCAUUCUCAAGGUGUACCCCACAUUCGUGACACCGUAGCCCAAUUUAUUAAGGAGCGUGAUGGUGGUCAUGCCUCAGACGCUUCUCACAUCUUUUUGACUCAAGGUGCUUCUUCCGGUGUCCAAACCUUGUUGAGUAUGUUGACCGAAAAUGAACACUCUGGUAUCAUGAUCCCCAUCCCUCAAUAUCCUCUUUAUUCUGCUAGUUUGGCUUUAUACGGUGCUGUACCCGUCAAUUAUUAUUUGGAUGAAACUACCGGUUGGAGUCUUGAUAUUGCUCAAUUGACAGAAUCUGUCACCAGUGCUCGUAAACAAGGAACUGAUGUCAAGGCCCUUGUCAUCAUCAAUCCUGGUAACCCCACUGGUCAAUGUCUUACCGCUGAGAAUUUGAAAGAAAUCAUCACCUUCUGUUAUGAACAACGUUUGGUACUUUUGGCUGAUGAAGUGUAUCAAACUAACAUUUAUGAACCUGAAACCAGACCCUUUGUCAGUUUCAAGAAGGCCUUAAUGGAUCAUCCCUCUGCUGAAGUCAAGGAAGGUGUUGAAUUAGUUUCUUUCCAUUCCAUCUCCAAGGGUAUGGUAGGUGAAUGUGGUCGUCGUGGUGGUUACUUUGAAUGUGUCAAUUUGGAUAGUCAAGUCCUCGAACAAAUCUACAAGAUGUCUUCUGUUUCUCUCUGUCCCAAUUUGCACGGUCAAAUUUUGGUAGAUUUGAUGUGUAACCCUCCUCGUGUUGGUGAAGCUUCUUAUGAGUCUUACAGUAACGAAAUCAAGACCAUUUAUGAAUCUUUGCGUCGUCGUAGUAAGAAAUUGGAAGAUGUCUUCAACAAGAUGGAAGGUGUUUCUUGCCAAUCCGCUCAAGGUUCCAUGUACCUUUUCCCUCAAGUCACACUUUCUCAAAAGGUAGUCGAUGCUGCUGCUAAAGAAGGUCUUGCACCCGAUGCUUAUUAUUCUCAUGCCAUGUUGGAAGCUACUGGUGUUUGUGUCGUACCAGGUUCUGGCUUCGGACAAAAGGAAAAUACAUGGCAUUUCAGAUCUACUUUCUUGCCUGAAGAACAUUUGUUUGAUCAAUUCUGUUCCGGUAUUGAAAAGUUCCAUAGCGACUUUCUCCAAAAGCAUGUUUAAAGAAAAAUUGUAUUAUACCCAUCACCUAAAAAAAUAAAACAUGCCAAACAAAGGGGAGCUUUAAUUUUUUGUAAA